GAGGGAAAGAUGAAACACUAGAUCAAUCAGCCAAAUGUGAAGCUUGUUUCAUGGCUGCUUCUUUCAGCCCUUCAUCAUCCCCCCUCAACUCACAGCUCUUGUUAAAGAGAACACCUGCUCGUAUGCCGGCCACUGUCAUCUUGCUUCAGAUGUGCCACAACUUCCAAGAAGUCAGACAAAUACAUGCCCAAUUCAUCGUCUCAGGUCUCCUUGCCCGCCCUCCUAAUGCCGGGAGGCUCCUGGACUCCUACGUUUCAAUGUCCCAAAUCUACUAUGCCUUGCUGGUAUUCAACAGGAUCCCUUCCCCUGAUGUUUUUGCUUACAAUGCCAUGAUCAGAGGCCUAACGUUGGGUAACUGCCCCUAUGAUUCCCUCCUGCUGUAUAAUAAGUUGUUGUUAGGCGGCCUAACCCCAGACAACUACACUUACACCUUUGUCCUCAAAGUCUGUUCUCAUUUGAAAGCCAUCUUUGAGGGUAAACAAGUGCAUUGCCAGGUAAUUAAGGCUGGGGUAGCUCCGGAUACUCACAUUCAUACCUCAUUAAUACAUAUGUAUGCGAAGUCCGAUAGUCUGGCUUGUGCAGAAGGCGUUCUCGCAGAAUGCUCUCAAGAGAAUGUGCUUGCAAUUAACUCAAUGAUUUCAGGGUACAUGAGUCAAGGUCAUGUAGAAAAAGCUAGAGCAAUGUUUGAUAAGAUGGGGGCGAAAGAUGCUGCAACUUGGAGUGGGAUGAUCACAGGGUACACAAAGAACGGUAUGCAUGAAGAGGCAUUGGUUAUGUUUCGAGAAAUGAUGAUGGUUUCGAAUUCUGGAGUUCAACCAAAUGAAUCAGCACUUGUGAGCUCACUCUCUGCAACUGCCUGUUUAGGCGCAUUGGAUCAGGGAAGAUGGAUACAUGCAUAUAUUCGUAGAAUUGGGGCUAAGAUCAGCAUCACUCUGGGUACAGGUCUUGUUGACAUGUAUGCCAAGUGUGGCAGCAUCCAUUGUAGCUACAAACUCUUCAGAGAAAUGCAGCAAAGAGACGUGGUUACAUGGGGUGUGAUGAUGUCUGGUUUUGCCAUGCAUGGGCAAGCCAGAAAAUGUUUCCAACUGUUUGAUGAGAUGGUCGCAGGUGGAACUCGUCCCAAUGAGGUCAUUUUUGUGGCCAUUUUAUCUGCUUGCUCCCAUGCUGGAUACCUUGAAUUGGGACAUCAUUAUUUCAAUCAAAUGGUAACUGAUUUUGGGAUUAGACCAUCGGUUGAGCAUUACGGAUGCAUGGUGGACCUCCUUGGCCGUGCCGGUCAGCUGGCAGAGGCAGAGGAGCUCAUCAUAUCCAUGCCAGAAGAGCCCACAGCAGUCAUAUGGGGUGCAUUACUUAGUGCUUGCAGAAUCCAUAAGGACUUGAGGAGAGGCAGACGUGCAUUCAGGCAGCUAAUGCAGCUAGAGCCAUUGCGUGGCGACCGGUAUAAGCUUGCAGGGCAAAUGUUUUCUAGUGCAGGAGAAAAAGAAGAGGCAGAUAACGUAACAAGAUUCAUCAAGGAAAAUGAAUUGGAGACGACUCGUGGGUCAAGCUUCAUUGAAAUAAAUGGUGUGGUUCAUGAAUUUGUGGUAGGGGAUGCUGAUCAUCAUAAGGCUAGAGAGAUGUAUAGAAUGUGGGAGGGAAUCAAUUAAAUUUACCACUGAUGAAGUCAGAUUAGAGGUAUUAAGGCGACAUGUUGGGGAAAACAAAACACAAAGGGUAUUGGAGAAACAGACGUAGGCAAUAUCCAAAGAACAACACAUCCAUCUUGAGUUGAGAACAGGUCUGAUGUUACAUGGACAAGGAUCUGGUCAAGAAAAAGUAAGAGAAGCAUGCUUUAAAGUUAAAGAGAACAAAA
Molecule: messenger RNA, 1852 nt
Organism: Vitis vinifera (wine grape)
Lineage: Eukaryota; Viridiplantae; Streptophyta; Magnoliopsida; Vitales; Vitaceae
Product: pentatricopeptide repeat-containing protein At5g66520
Exons: 1
Coding region: 51-1646 (531 amino acids)
Biological process (GO): RNA modification
Molecular function (GO): protein binding; RNA binding
Source: RefSeq, a predicted model, not a curated record